GAUCUUCUCUUUUGGUCUUAUGUGACGCUCAAAGAUGGAGGCGGCCGAUGUUAACUUGACGCAACCUGUGCAGGAUGUUUCCAAGACCGACGGAUAUGACAAAAAAUGUAUUUUUUGCAAGAUUGUUAAUCAUGAAAUGGACACGGACCUUCUCCAUUGUGAUGAGGACAUCUCGUGUUUCAGAGACAUCAAGCCUGCAGCCCCGCACCAUUACCUGGUUGUCCCGACCCAGCAUGUGGGAAACUGCAAAUCGCUCCGCAAACAACACGUGCCCCUGGUAAAACAGAUGGUGGAGAUAGGGAAGGAAAUCCUGCGGAAAAAUAACGUGACUGAUCUUAGUGAUGUCAGAUUUGGCUUCCAUUGGCCCCCGUUCUGUUCAGUGGCACAUCUCCACCUUCACGUGCUGGCUCCCGCCAGCCAGAUGAGCUUCAUGUCGCGCUUGUUCUACAGACUCAAUUCGUACUGGUUCAUUACGGUGGAGCAACUGAUCGAGCUUCUCAACUCGAAAGAAGAAAGCAGCUGAAAAAUGUACCGUCCCACUUUGCGUCCAUAUCCGUGUUUAAAUCGAGACAACUGAUGAGACAUGAUGCAUCUUCUUUAUUUGUCCUCUCCCCAAAUAAGCCAAGGUGAAGUGAUACCAACUCAGGAUUUUCGACCAAUUCAUACACCCUUAAAACCGCCGACCCAGGUAGACCCAUCAUCCUUGAGUUGUUUUGCAAAAAGAAACUUCGAUCGUCACUUGAUCAUGACAUACAGGAUCAAACAAAUGACCAUGACUACCUCAGCUAUCAUUGGAAGCCAGAGUUGGGGCAUCAACUAUUUAGAAGGCAGGCGCCUUUUGUGUGGGAACAAGGAAGUCACUUCAGCUUAGGGUAUAAUAACGCUUACAAGCAAAUUGUCUUGUUCAUGUUCACUUGAGUACGUUCUCUGUCUGUGAGUUAGCGGUGUGGUGAUUAAUUGCAUUAUACGUUGCCCAACAUUAAGGAGUAAUCCGAACAAUUUUCCAGGGAACACCUAACUAUUUUAAAAAUAUGGAUUGAUUUUUUUUCCAGCAUGCUAUCGAAAAGACCAAGUCCGAAAAGAAACGUCAAUUUCAGCGGCGUAGCCUACUCAUGCAUGUUGAGCACUGCAUGUCAACGGAAUGAAAUUGGGAGGAAUUGUAAAAUGGAUGCACUUUAAGAGGCCUUGAUAUAUUCUGAAUAAACACUGGAUUCAACUGUA
Messenger RNA from Syngnathus typhle (broad-nosed pipefish), 1221 nucleotides. It is a transcript of the gene hint3, whose product is annotated as histidine triad nucleotide binding protein 3. The transcript is spliced from 5 exons. NCBI's taxonomy places the organism in Eukaryota, Metazoa, Chordata, Actinopteri, Syngnathiformes, Syngnathidae. The record is from RefSeq and is a predicted model, not a curated record. The coding region runs from base 35 to 523 and encodes 162 amino acids. Gene Ontology annotation, molecular function: catalytic activity.